Molecule: messenger RNA, 372 nt
Organism: Striga hermonthica
Lineage: Eukaryota; Viridiplantae; Streptophyta; Magnoliopsida; Lamiales; Orobanchaceae
Source: the annotation of a GenBank genome assembly
AUGGCUCGGAUUAAGGUGCACGAGCUCCGGCAAAAGAGCAAGGCGGAUCUGCUGCAGCAGCUGAAGGAGCUCAAGGCGGAGCUCUCACUGCUGCGCGUGGCGAAGGUCACCGGCGGCGCCCCCAACAAGCUGUCGAAGAUCAAGGUGGUCCGGCUGUCGAUUGCGCAGGUGCUCACCGUCAUCGCGCAGAAGCAGAAGGCCGCGCUGAGGGAGGCGUACAAGAACAAGAAGUAUCUGCCGCUCGAUCUCCGUCCUAAGAAGACCCGCGCCAUCCGCCGUCGCCUCACCAAGCACCAGGCAUCAUUGAAAACAGAGAAGCAGAAAAAGAAAGAAAUGUACUUCCCGCUUAGGAAGUAUGCUAUUAAGGUCUAA